CACUGCCGGCGGGAGCGCCGGUGCCAGUCCUAUUCCUACGUCGCGAGCGCCGGGGGCGAGAACGCCAGCAGCAGCGGGUGUUGGCUCAAGGGCGGCCCGCCCAUGCGCAAGGAGAUCAAGAAGGGCGUCGUGUCUGGGCAGGUGCUCGCGCACGCGGCCGCGGCGCGUGACGGCGCGGCGCCCAGCGGCUCGCCGAGCGAGCCCGCCGACGGCUCGCCAAGCGGGCCUGCCGCGGCGGCGGCCGCGGAGCCCGCAGGCGCCGCGGCGGCGGCCGCGGGGCCACAGGGUGCCGCGGAGGGC
Molecule: messenger RNA, 300 nt
Organism: Prorocentrum cordatum
Lineage: Eukaryota; Dinophyceae; Prorocentrales; Prorocentraceae
Source: the annotation of a GenBank genome assembly